UAUGCAGAACGGAUUGGAGCAGGAGCGCCGGUUUAUCUUGCAGCCGUUUUGGAAUAUCUUACUGCAGAAGUGUUGGAACUUGCGGGUAAUGCCGCCCGCGACAACAAGAAAUCCCGUAUCAUCCCACGCCAUUUGCUGCUCGCGGUACGAAACGAUGAAGAACUAAACCAACUUUUGAGCAACGUGACCUUCGCUGAUAGUGGAGUGCUGCCUAAUAUCCAGGCUGUGCUGCUUCCUAAGAAAACUGCGUCCAAGUCUGGCGGCUCAAAAUCGAGUAACUCCAGUCAAAGUCAGGAGUAUUAGACGGAGUGACAGUGUACAAUGAAAAUGCGAAUAUGUAACUGUUGGAGACUUCCUUUGUAUUUAUAGUUUCUAUGAUUUAUUAGUUUGCAUAAAAUUAACGAAGAAUUACAAAAGUUAAUAUAUCUAAAAGUGAUUAAAGCAUUGAAUAAUUCAGAUAUUUGUCUUUUUGUAUUUAUGAUUUUCCUGCUGGACUUUUGCUUCACUUGAGCAAUGCCAGUUCAUUGGAGUAAACAAAAAACUUGAAUGGUUUGUUU
Pocillopora damicornis (cauliflower coral) is the source of this 557-nucleotide messenger RNA. Its product is annotated as histone H2A. Lineage: Eukaryota; Metazoa; Cnidaria; Anthozoa; Scleractinia; Pocilloporidae. Gene Ontology annotation, molecular function: structural constituent of chromatin; DNA binding; protein heterodimerization activity. Gene Ontology annotation, cellular component: nucleosome. The record is from RefSeq and is a predicted model, not a curated record.